AUGGACCUUAGAGAAGUAAUCACUCAUGUCAAAAACUUGGAAAAGAAUAAAAGUAAUGAAGAUACUGUUCUACAAAUUCUAAAGAUUCUAGAUAAAGAGCUGGUGGCCACUGAGAAGUUGUUGCGAGAAACCAAGGUUGGUGUAAUUGUAAACCAGUUUAAGAAGUCAGCUAAUGAGGAAAUAUCCAAGUUGGUCAAGAAGAUGAUCUCAGCAUGGAAGGAUGCCAUUUCAAAAGAAAAGAAGAAAAGAGCCGCAACGGUAGCGCAAUCAGGGUCCGCAUCGUCAGGUUCUUCAAGCACUUCUGGUAAUAGCCACACAAUAGCAGUAGUUUGUGAUAAUGCAAACGAACCAAAAAUACAAGAAAAAUAUCAUGCUAAGGGGCCUCGAAAUGCAAAGAAUGAUGGCGUGAAUACGACGAUUUAUAAUGAUAAAUUACGUGACAUGGUUAUCAAGGCAUUUUACGAUGCAUUGGCCAAACAAAGUGAGCACCCUCCACAAUCUAUACUAGCUAUCGCUAUCGACAUUGAGAAACAUAUGUAUAAGCUAAAAAUUCCAGCUGAGAAUGAUAAGGGUUAUAAAGAUAAGUACCGCGUCAUUUACUCUAACGUAAUCUCGAAAAACAAUCCAGAUUUAAAACAUAAGAUUACAAAUGGAGAUAUAUCGCCAGACUAUCUAGUCAAUUGUGAUCCGAAAGAAUUGGCUCCAGAACAUUUGAAAAAGAAGUUAGAAGAAAUUGCUAAACAGAACUUAUUUAAUGCACAGGGUGCUACACUAGAAAGGUCUGUUACUGAUAGGUUCCAAUGUGGGAAGUGUAAAGAGAAAAAGGUGUCAUAUUAUCAGUUACAAACCAGAUCCGCCGAUGAACCUUUGACCACCUUUUGUACAUGUGAAGCCUGUGGUAACAGAUGGAAGUUUUCCUAA
Messenger RNA from Eremothecium cymbalariae DBVPG#7215, 921 nucleotides. RefSeq names its product transcription elongation factor DST1 (gene DST1). The record is from RefSeq and is a predicted model, not a curated record. The transcript has a single exon. Bases 1 to 921 code for a protein of 306 amino acids. Lineage: Eukaryota; Fungi; Ascomycota; Saccharomycetes; Saccharomycetales; Saccharomycetaceae. Gene Ontology annotation, biological process: DNA-templated transcription; transcription elongation by RNA polymerase I; transcription antitermination. Gene Ontology annotation, cellular component: nucleus. Gene Ontology annotation, molecular function: zinc ion binding; RNA polymerase II transcription regulatory region sequence-specific DNA binding.